Tachyglossus aculeatus (Australian echidna) is the source of this 5687-nucleotide messenger RNA. It is a transcript of the gene STAG1, whose product is annotated as stromal antigen 1. Gene Ontology annotation, molecular function: chromatin binding. Gene Ontology annotation, cellular component: nucleus; cohesin complex; chromatin. NCBI's taxonomy places the organism in Eukaryota, Metazoa, Chordata, Mammalia, Monotremata, Tachyglossidae. Bases 124 to 3897 code for a protein of 1257 amino acids. Gene Ontology annotation, biological process: sister chromatid cohesion. The transcript has 35 exons. The record is from RefSeq and is a predicted model, not a curated record.
ACGCCGCCAUGGACGGCCGAGGUUUAUCUUUACCAUUAUUUUCAUGAGACGCUUUGGGGAAGAUAUCUUGGAGUAACGCUAGAAGAAAGUAUAUUGUUCCCAUUUUAAAAGACAGCUCCGACAAUGAUUACUUCGGAGUUACCAGUGUUACAGGAUUCUACGAAUGAAACCACGGCGCAUUCCGAUGCAGGCAGUGAGCUGGAAGAAACGGAGGUCAAAGGCAGAAAGAAGAGGGGGCGCCCUGGCAGGCCUCCAUCUGCAAAUAAGAAACCUCGGAAAUCUCCAGGGGAGAAGAGCCGGUCGGAGGCCGGAGUGAGAGGAGCUGGUCGCGGAAGAGCCAAUGGGCACCCUCAGCAGAACGGAGAAGGGGAGCCCGUCACACUGUUCGAGGUGGUGAGGCUGGGAAAAAGUGCAAUGCAGUCCGUGGUGGAUGACUGGAUUGAAUCAUAUAAACAGGACAGGGAUAUUGCACUUCUGGAUUUAAUCAACUUCUUUAUCCAGUGUUCAGGAUGUCGAGGUACUGUAAGAAUCGAGAUGUUCAGGAACAUGCAAAAUGCAGAAAUCAUCCGAAAAAUGACGGAAGAAUUUGAUGAGGAUAGCGGCGAUUACCCUCUUACCAUGCCUGGCCCUCAGUGGAAAAAAUUUCGCUCAAACUUUUGUGAAUUUAUUGGCGUCCUGAUUCGACAGUGUCAGUACAGCAUCAUUUACGAUGAAUAUAUGAUGGACACAGUCAUCUCCCUACUGACUGGUUUAUCAGACUCUCAAGUUCGAGCUUUUAGGCAUACAAGUACCCUGGCUGCCAUGAAGCUUAUGACUGCUCUGGUGAAUGUUGCCUUAAACCUGAGUAUUCAUCAGGAUAAUACACAGAGGCAGUAUGAAGCUGAAAGAAAUAAAAUGAUUGGGAAGAGAGCCAAUGAAAGGCUGGAGUUACUACUUCAGAAACGGAAAGAGCUGCAGGAAAACCAAGAUGAGAUUGAAAAUAUGAUGAACUCUAUUUUUAAGGGUAUAUUUGUUCAUAGAUACCGAGAUGCUAUUGCUGAGAUAAGAGCCAUUUGUAUUGAAGAAAUUGGGGUCUGGAUGAAGAUGUAUAGUGAUGCUUUCCUGAAUGACAGUUAUUUAAAAUAUGUUGGCUGGACUCUUCAUGACAGGCAAGGUGAAGUUAGACUGAAGUGUUUGAAAGCUCUGCAAAGUCUCUAUACCAACAGAGAGCUGUUCCCUAAAUUGGAGCUAUUUACUAACAGGUUCAAGGAUCGCAUUGUAUCAAUGACACUUGAUAAGGAAUACGAUGUUGCCGUGGAAGCCAUUCGAUUAGUCACGCUUAUACUUCAUGGAAGUGAAGAAGCCCUUUCCAACGAAGACUGUGAAAAUGUGUACCACUUGGUAUAUUCAGCUCACCGGCCUGUUGCUGUAGCAGCAGGAGAGUUCCUUCACAAAAAAUUGUUUAGCAGACAUGAUCCCCAAGCAGAAGAAGCAUUAGCGAAGAGGAGAGGGCGCAACAGUCCCAAUGGGAACCUUAUCAGGAUGCUGGUUCUUUUCUUUCUUGAAAGUGAGUUGCAUGAACAUGCAGCUUACUUGGUGGACAGUUUGUGGGAAAGCUCUCAAGAACUUUUGAAAGAUUGGGAGUGUAUGACAGAAUUGUUACUGGAAGAACCAGUCCAAGGAGAAGAAGCCAUGUCCGAUCGGCAAGAGAGUGCUCUUAUAGAGCUGAUGGUUUGUACAAUUCGUCAAGCUGCUGAAGCACAUCCUCCCGUAGGAAGGGGUACUGGCAAGAGAGUGCUAACUGCCAAAGAGAGGAAAACUCAGAUAGAUGAUAGAAACAAAUUAACUGAACACUUCAUUAUUGCACUUCCUAUGUUACUAUCAAAGUAUUCAGCAGAUGCAGAGAAGGUAGCAAAUUUGCUUCAAAUCCCUCAGUAUUUUGACCUGGAAAUCUAUAGCACGGGCAGGAUGGAAAAGCAUCUGGAUGCCUUGUUAAAGCAGAUUAAGUUUGUCGUGGAGAAGCACGUAGAAUCAGAUGUCCUAGAAGCCUGCAGUAAAACCUACAGCAUCUUGUGCAGUGAAGAGUACACCAUCCAGAACAGAGUCGACAUCGCUCGUAGCCAGCUGAUUGAUGAAUUCGUAGACAGAUUCAACCACUCCGUGGAAGAUCUCUUGCAGGAGGGAGAGGAAGCAGAUGAUGAUGACAUUUACAAUGUUCUUUCUACAUUAAAGAGAUUGACUUCUUUUCACAAUGCUCAUGAUCUGACAAAAUGGGAUCUCUUUGGUAAUUGCUACAGAUUACUGAGAACUGGGAUUGAACAUGGAGCUAUGCCGGAACAGAUAGUGGUUCAGGCCUUGCAAUGUUCCCAUUACUCCAUUCUUUGGCAGUUGGUGAAAAUCACUGAAGGCUCUCCUUCCAAAGAGGAUUUGCUGGUGUUGAGGAAAACUGUGAAGUCGUUUUUGGCUGUUUGCCAACAGUGCCUGUCAAAUGUUAACACCCCAGUCAAAGAACAGGCCUUCAUGUUGCUGUGUGACCUCUUGAUGAUUUUUAGCCACCAGCUAAUGACAGGAGGCAGAGAGGGACUUCAACCAUUGGUUUUUAACCCAGACACCGGACUCCAGGCUGAACUCCUCAGCUUCGUGAUGGACCAUGUCUUCAUUGACCAGGAUGAGGAGAACCAGAGCAUGGAGGGAGAUGAGGAGGAUGAAGCUAACAAAAUCGAGGCCUUACACAAGAGAAGAAACCUCUUAGCAGCUUUCAGCAAACUUAUUAUAUAUGAUAUUGUGGACAUGCAUGCAGCUGCAGAUAUCUUCAAACAUUAUAUGAAGUAUUAUAAUGACUACGGAGAUAUCAUUAAGGAGACAUUGAGUAAAACGCGGCAAAUUGAUAAGAUUCAGUGUGCAAAGACGCUCAUUCUCAGUUUGCAGCAGUUGUUUAAUGAGCUGGUUCAAGAACAAGGUCCCAACUUGGACAGGACUUCUGCCCAUGUCAGCGGUAUUAAGGAGUUGGCCCGUAGGUUCGCUCUCACCUUUGGCUUGGAUCAGAUCAAGACGAGAGAAGCUGUGGCCACUCUUCACAAGGAUGGCAUAGAAUUUGCCUUCAAAUACCAAAAUCAAAAAGGGCAAGAGUAUCCACCUCCAAACCUUGCUUUCCUUGAAGUGCUAAGUGAAUUUUCUUCUAAACUUCUUCGCCAGGACAAAAAGACUGUUCAUUCAUACCUUGAGAAGUUCCUGACAGAACAGAUGAUGGAGAGGAGAGAAGACGUAUGGCUUCCACUCAUCUCCUACCGAAACUCAUUAGUCACCGGCGGAGAAGAUGACAGGAUGUCAGUGAACAGCGGGAGUAGCAGCAGCAAAGCCUCGUCAGUGCGGAAUAAGAAAGGUCGGCCACCACUUCACAAAAAGCGAGUGGAAGAUGAAAGCCUGGACGGCACAUGGAUGAACCGGAACGACGCCAUCCAAACUCCCGGAGCCUUGCAAACCCCUCAGCUCACCUCAACUGUACUAAGAGAGAACAACAGGCAGAUCGGGGAACAAAUUCAAGAACCCGAGUCAGAACACGGGUCUGAGCCGGACUUUCUCCACAAUCCACAGAUGCAGAUUUCUUGGUUGGGCCAGCAGAAGUUAGAAGACCUAAAUCGGAAGGACAGAACGGGGAUGAACUACAUGAAAGUGAGAAGUGGUGUAAGGCAUGCAGUCCGGGGCCUUAUGGAGGAUGAUGCCGAACCUAUCUUUGAAGAUGUAAUGAUGUCCUCACGUGGUCAGCUAGAAGAUAUGAAUGAGGAGUUUGAAGACACCAUGGUUAUCGAUCUGCCCCCUUCGAGAAACCGACGAGAGAGAGCCGAGCUGAGGCCAGAUUUCUUUGACUCCGCAGCUAUCAUAGAAGAUGAUUCAGGAUUCGGGAUGCCCAUGUUCUGAAGUCCGAGGACGACGUCUUACCAAUCUGGAACUCUAUUAUUUAGAGCUAGAGGCCUAUAUACUGUGAUAGCUUGUAUGAAAGAAACACUUUUGAUGUGACCCGGUUUGUUUUUUAAUCAAAUGAUUGCGGUCGAUCCCUUUUUGCAGUGACAGAGCCGAAGAGGAGCAUGUAAAUUACCCAAGGGAAUGUCGGUGCGUCCAGUCACCUCAGAAAGACUGACCCUGAAGGAUCAUUUGUGUCCCUGUAUGGACUAUCCCAAUACAGAUGCAUGGAGACAAAGCGGAACACUGACAGACACGCAGUGGAAUUCUGACGACAAGCGCAUCUUUGCCAAAAAAAAAAAUAAAAGAAAAAAAGAAAAAAAAAACCCACCCCAAGUUGGAUAUGGAUGUGGAAAAAAAAAACCCCAGAUUUUAUAUACUCUUGAGAAAGAAGGUUUAUUUUUAUUUAUAGGGGGCAUAAAAUAAGAGAUGUCCACGCAGCCACUUUUCCAACAGAUGCUGUGCAACAUUCAUUUUCUAGGGCACUCGGGAGACACAAAUACAGCGCAUUUUCUAUUGGUAUUUGUUCUGUGCAUUUUUAGCGACUUCUACCAGCAAAUAAAGUAUUCUCAGUAAAACGAACAAAUGGUCCUCAAGUUACCGGUUUGCCGUUUUUACCACUUAUUUCAUGCCCUGCCAAAUCCAAGGUACCCAAAACUCCAGUUUUCUGGAAAACUUCAAAAGUAAUGACUUUGCCAUUCUCCAGCAAUUUUAACUGUACCAUAGAUGUGUCUACUUCCCAUGCAGUAAAUACCCUUGCGCGCUAUUUUUGUAAAUUCAUUUCGCCAGUUAGAAGUACGUGCUGCCUAGAAGUUUGUGCUUAGAGGGUGAAGUUCUUGAGCUUACCAUGGACUACAGCUACAUUUUCAGUGUUAACUGUGCAUACUAAGAGUAAUUCUUGAGGGGGGGAGGGAGGGGGAAGGAAACGAUGCAUUUUUCAAAGCAGAAGGAAGACCAAACGAGUCCUCAGCUGAUUCAUUGUAAUAAGAGGUUUUUAAAUGUCUUCGGUGGUUUGGAAUUUCAUUCCGCUUGGAUUUUUCUGACUCUGCCCAGUUGCUGCUAUUGUAGUUUGGAAAAAAAAAAACAAAAAGCCAACUUUCUGAUCUUCCUUUCUGAGUUUUAACACGAGCUUUGAAGCCUCAAAACAGAUCGACCCACUGUAAAAACGGCCGCCUCUGAGGCGGUUUUCGUAGCAGCUGCGGCAGAGUGGUCCGGCUCCCCCUUGGCCCAGCGGUGUACCUUUCGAGAGGGGGGAAAACGAAAAAUCGAUGUGUCCUUUUUUUUUUCCGAACGGACACGAAGCCGAGAUGUUUCCCAACCUGUGCAGUUCUCCAAAAGAGAAAAAGGGCUCCGUCGCCACAAACGUCCGACCCGCCGGUCCGGCCGUUCCUCCCACCGGGCCGUGGCUUGGAGCCGAAAGGCUAGCGGGCCGCCCGCGACCGCGUGCCCGGCGGCCGAGAACCCGCGCUUCACCGUCCUCCGUGCGCAAAAACCCCCAUCCGAAAUUUAGCGUGGUAGAGUGAUACCGUCUAACAGCGGAAGGUUUUAAUAUCUAGGUACCUCCGAUGGGUUUCCAGUUCAGUUUGAAGUCAAUAGGUUUUUUGUAUUUUGAGUGUCUCCUUGAUUGGUUUUUUGCUAGUAAUUCUGUAAAUUGUACAUUUACGAUAUGAGGUUUUUUUUUUUUUCCUUUUGUACAAUUUAAAACUGAUGCUUCACCUUUCCUUUAAUAAACUAUUCAAAAAAUCAGG